AUGUCGAAAAGUGGAAAAUGCUUUGAGUACGUAGAAGAGCGUUGGAUAUACGAACUGAGAACGUAUUCCGAAAAGAAGUUGGACUCAACAAUACACAAAACAGUUCUCGCGCUCCAAGUGGAAGGUACAACCUCACCGAUUGUUUUAAAGAGGGUAUCCAAAAUCCCUCCUGUUUACGAACGCCCAACGGCCAGCAACAUUUCAUUUGAGAAAGGAGGCUUGUUUAACGUAUCAAAGCCAUGCAAUCGUCAGCCGCGUGUGUCAUCUGCUUCUCGUGGCGUGAGAUCGUGGUCACCCGAGGAAGACUCUUCAAAAAUGGAUACAGUUCCUUUGCUAACCCCAUCCAUGGAGACGGAAUUGUUAAAAGAACCAUGGGUAUUCCCACAGCCAAAGAUGAAUGUAACAAAAGAAGACGAGAAAGCACCAUCCUUCACAUGGGAGGAGAAUUUUCAGGAUUUAAGCGGCUGGUGCAUGGACACGUUCCAGGGUCAAUGCGAUUUUCAUACAGGUGAAUCACCUACUUUUAAACUAUCAGGUACGAAAUACGAGGGUAAUAGCGUUUUGUCUUCAGAAGAGGGGGUAUUGAAAGAUUUGAUGAGUGUAGGAGACGAAGAAAAGUGGAGUUUGAAAAUGAACACUGCUGAGACAACCAAACAUUCAAAUAACAGUUGUCCUAGCUUGCAAUCUACAUCAAACGUAACUAGCAAAUAUGAAAGGAAAGAUAGUCCAACAGAAUCGAACACAUCCAACCUGUGGUUAAAGCUAUCAAAAGGAUCAACAGCUACUGUAAAUACAAGCUCAUGGAACAAACAGAGUAUUACAGAUGUUAGCACACCAUUCCAGUCCAGGUACCAGAUAGAGGACAUCGAUUUAAAAGAUGCUUGUCCGACCUCUUUCGACUCUACCGAGAAUCAACGUGAAGCAUGGGAUGUGUUACGGACAGUCGAAACCACUGGAUCGGAUACAUUUGAUUUAUUAUCGUAUGUUUGCGAUGAUGAAAUGCAUUCUCCAGACGGUAGUGUUUCAACGGAUUCUUCAAUAGCAUCGAAACCAUGGUCAUCUUCAAAAUUAUCCGCAACAAUUCCACAAACUAGUGUGAAAGUGAAAACGGAGAAGAAUGAGACUGUCACCCCGGAGUGUAGAAAAAGUCGAACAGCAGCAUCAACGGUAACUUCGUCUUCUACAGAAGUACCUGUAGUAUCAACACGGAGAACAGAACGAACGAGGAUAUCGGUUAACAACAAAAUAGAGAAACCUUAUAACCGAGUGCGACGCGAGAGGUCAACACGGAAGCGUUAUGUCGAGUCUGACUCAGAGGAUCAACCAUUCGUUUCGCAUUAUCGAGAGUCCAGAGAAAAGAACAACGAAGCUUCAAGAAAGUCACGAAUGAAUAAGAAAGCGAAGGAAACCGAAAUGGCGAAGAAAGCGCUCGAAUUGGAACGGGAUAAUAGGAUAUUGAAGAUGAAGGUUGAAGAACUUGAAAAACUUGUAACAUCAAUGCGCAGUGCAUUACUGAAGUCCGCUUUGAAGAAAGAAUUUUAAAAAGCGUGUCGUCGUUGUAUUUGUUUCCAAAGUUUAUUACGCGUCAGGAACCGCGUUAGAUGACGUUGUACUUUUCCUCUUUUAUCAUCACGAUUAUCACUUUUUUUUUAAGUGUUCUAUAUGUUUUGUGAUAUAAGAAAAGGAAGCAAUGGGUUAUUUUUAUCUAUAUCAUUGCAAUUAUUACU
Messenger RNA from Eufriesea mexicana, 1727 nucleotides. RefSeq lists its product as uncharacterized. Lineage: Eukaryota; Metazoa; Arthropoda; Insecta; Hymenoptera; Apidae. Gene Ontology annotation, biological process: regulation of DNA-templated transcription. The transcript has 6 exons. The record is from RefSeq and is a predicted model, not a curated record. Gene Ontology annotation, molecular function: DNA-binding transcription factor activity. Bases 1 to 1542 code for a protein of 513 amino acids.